This is a messenger RNA of Hylaeus anthracinus, 4032 nucleotides long. Its product is annotated as mucin-12. Lineage: Eukaryota; Metazoa; Arthropoda; Insecta; Hymenoptera; Colletidae. The transcript is spliced from 11 exons. The record is from RefSeq and is a predicted model, not a curated record. Bases 218 to 2236 code for a protein of 672 amino acids.
GAAACGCCAAGUAGAGCGCGAGCCAGUAUUCGAAAGGAACUCUGCGGUGUCACGCGUGCGGUGCGCGCGGUCUCCUUUCUAUUUACCAAUUGAUCGAUUCGACGCGCGAAAAAUAAUCGAAGGAAAAGAAAACGAAAACAAAAGGUGCAUCAUCGCAAAUACUGGAUUACCCUUUCUCGCGAGAUCUCGUGAGGCAGGGAACGCUAAGAAGAGCGCAAUGUCAGCAGCCGUGAGGGAGAGAACGACAACGCACACCAGCAGAAAGAUCGUGAGUCAUGGCGGUCCUAUAUCUGGCCAGAGCCAGCCAGCAACCACGGCCAACAGCAGCCUCGAAAACAACUUGGAUGCUCUUCUCGAGGACUUGCAAACAAGCGUCUCGAGAAGUACCACCCCUAAUCGAGGAGGCAGACCGCUGUCGCCCCAAGUAGAGUAUCGCGUGGCUGCGAAUCCAACCAAGGUGGUGUCCGAAGUCAGAUCUAUUUCACCGUCGCGAACGAUGACGACCUCGAUGGAGAAGUACGUGAGCACUGGACCGAGUGGCUCAGCAACUGGUAUACCCGGUUUAGAAUUCAUCGAUUCGGAACUACAAAAUGUACAACCCGGUCAAAGUAAAACGAUCGCUUAUAAGCAGGUGUCGUAUCAGUACAACAAAAACCUCGAUGGAAAGCCUGGUGGCGAUACCUGGAUAGCACCGGACAAUACGAUGUCUAGCUCGGCCUUGAUCGAUAACAUACGAGAAAGAACUUACGAAGAAAAUACAAUUCAACGAGCUUUAGAACCUGCUAGCAAAACAUUCAAUAGAGAAUUAGUAUACAGCGACGGUUCUGCGCCUCGUUCAAAACAGACUUCACCUUUACCUGGUCUGCAACAGCGAGACGUAAAAUAUAUUCAUGAAUCUUCGAGUUAUCAGGCAGAAUCGACACCGAGUACGGUAACUACCGUCCAUGCGAAUACCGGCCAAGAAUACGGAAAUGUGGAAUAUAUACCAGUUCCAUCGCCAACGCCAUCGAUACCCAUCAAUCUGGCACCUGGACCAAACACAAAAGUCACGACCACCAUAAAAACGUACACCUACGAAUUACCAGGAGCACCCGAGACAUAUUUACCAGGUGGCGGUAUGCCAGGAACUGUGGUACUUCCAGGUGACCAAAGAAUUACGUAUACAUUACCGAAAGCCGGUAGCACUGCCACCGAUAAGACGGUCACCUAUCAAACUGCGACUGAAAACGUUCCACCUAAAACACCGACUAGGUAUGGCAGUCCACCCCUUCUAACGGACAUUACCAAAAAGUCUGCAACGUUGCACCAAGAAUCAAAAUUCUUCCGCGAAGAACACUACGGAGGUCAACCAGGACAACCAACUACAGUUGCCUAUCAUCCCGGUUCACCAGUCCAGACUACAGUCACGCGAAAUGAAAAGUACUAUCAAGUCGAAGGUGGUGGUGGUGGUGGUGGUGGCGGCGGCAGCAGUUACCCUAAUGGCCACGGUCCUGGUGAUCGACCAGAUUAUCCUGGAACCACGGUCAUGUAUCAAAACGAGCCACCACUCACCACUGUAAACGAAACUCAUACCACUAUAAAUCGAAUCGAGGAACAUUACCCUAGUCGUCCACCGUCCAGUGGACGAUAUCCGACACCUGAUAAACCAGCAACACCGGCUAACUAUUAUACCGUACCGCCACAGAUCACUCCACCGCAACCUUCCACGACUAUAUAUAAAUUUUCCAACACGACUACGACUGUACCGCCUAGCAAGAAUGCCGAAGACCACGAAGUGUUGUUACCUAAACCGUUCCCAGUCGGGAGCGUUCAAGUCUGUCCCUCUAAGCCUGCUACAGUUGAGCAAACUCCACCUAAAAAGUUGGAAGAUCUAAUGGCAUCGUUCUCUGAUUCUGAGCGCGAAGUGCUGCAUAACAUUGAAAAAAGGGAAAAAGUACAACAAAAAGAAUCUUCAGCCGUUAAAAAAGAAGUCGACUUUGUGCCGCAUACGCCGCCCAAAGUAAAAAGUAAAAAUGUUGCCGGACCUCCAGUUUACUAUCCUCCUGGAUCAGCGGAAUUCACUAAAAAGGAAGAAUCUAGCGCGGCAAUGUCGCAAUCCGGUGGCGGAUGGGAAAAGGCUAGUGCAAAAUACGAAUACGAAGCAUCCAGUAAAAGCAAAUCGAAAUCCAAAAGCGGUGCUGCUGUAGUUCCCGUUUGUUUGCCUCUUUGUUGUGCUUUGCCGUGUGUAAUUAUGUAACGCAUUAUCAAAUUAAUAUUUCCGUACCGAUCAGCGAUAUUAACACGUUACACUAAUUGAUACUUUAAACGAAAAUGUGUCUGAAUUUACCAGUCUUCCGUCAUUUACGUAAGCUAUACGGCAUAAAUGACAUUUUUCUUUCUGUUUGUUUCAACACAACGAACAAUUUAAGAUGUACAGUAGCAAGUGGAAGAAAUAGUCAACUUGGUUCUCUAUUAAGAAUUGGUACAAUUAUAAUUUCGCGGAAAAAAAUAAUAACAAGAACCGAUAAGUAGAAACAUCGUAAAUAUAAAUUACAUUAUAAUAGAGAAUAUAAACGCAUUACGCUUUACCAUUUUUCAAUAGUUGAUAAACUACGAUAAUACACGGUCGCUUCAGUUCUUUCAUUCUUGCCUUUGUGAGUUUUCAUUUUCUUUGUAAUUGUUACAAGUUAUAACGUAUGGUGUAAAAAUGUGUGUGUAUGUGUUUUUUUUUUCAUACGUAACACUGAGAGUAUGUUGAUGCAUAUAACGUGGAACUGAAAAACGGUAGAGGGGUACGAUUCACGAUUAACCGAUAUUAGACUACUCAUUCUAUGUAUAAUCGACGAUACCCUUCACGCAUUUCUUUUUCUUUCGGAGUACAAAGUCAUCGAUUCCACGAUAUUAUGAAAGUAAAUUUCAUCGAAUAUUUUAUUAUAUUUUCAUUUUUUUAUGUUUAAAUUAUUUAUUCUUUUUUUGAUUCUUUCAAAAAUAUUCUUAAUGCUUGUCAUAUGUCUUGCGAUAUUUAUAUUUAAUUAUAUAUGCAAAUGAGCGCUGAUAUAUAUAUAUUGUUUUAAACUGACGUACUUUGUUUGAUCGCUUUAUUAUAAAAUUUAUAAUUACAUCCAAAACUUGUUUUCUAAACUAUAGGGAAACAAAUUAUAGAGAGGAAUGGGAUAGGACAAUUUAACAUAAAUAAUAUAUAAAUAUACAUAUAUCCUUUUGUAUUGUUAUAUUAUUAAAACAAUAUUAUUGUAUGUACAAUAUAUUAUCAAGCAUAUAAAAUUUGUACUUGUAGUCCAAUUGGACUGCUAACUUCCUCUUAUACAAUAACUAGGUAUCUAUCUACCACAUACCAACAGUUGUUUAUAUAUUUAAACAAAAUUCAAAUUAUAUUCGAAAUAUAAUUUAAUUUGUUACAUACGUAACGAAUGGAUAUGAAACGUCCAUAUACCGUGCUUGAAACGUGUAAUACAAUAAUAAUAUUAGUAAUUACUCUUGGUAGUUUAGAGCAACGUUGGUGAAAAUAAUUUAAUUAAAUGCCAUAGCCACAAACUUAACUGUUUUUAACGAAACGUAACUAAAAAUUUCUUUGUUAUUUUAAGAUAAUACUGUGAAUUAUGGUGCUAUAAUAAUUCUAGGAAACACAAACAUGUAAAUAUAGUGCACACUCGUUGCAAUACAUCUAAGUGUGUUAUAAAAUACAUGAAUACAAAUACUAUCUUUAUAUACAUAUAUGUAAAAAAAUAGUACCAGACCGAUAUAUAUAAGAAGCGUGUUAAACAAGUAAUAACAGCAGCUUGUACUUUCAACGAUAGCAUCCGAAUCCCCUAUAAAUCCGAUCGCUCUUUAUUUUCCUCCAACAUCCGUGACACUUUAUAAAUAGUCUUAUCAAAAGUAGCGAAUUUUGUCAGAGAAUAUUUGAAGGCAUACCAUCUCUAGUAAAAAUAUACAGCAUACACAGUAGCCACACAGAAUAUAGUGUCCUGAAAAAGUUGUACCUAUUGUAUGUAUCCAAUGCUAUAUAUGGAUAAAGAUAAAACCAUAUGUGCCCAA